GCUAGGUUGUGUCUGUUACAGUCAAACAAAAUCAAACAGUAGGGUAGUUUAAUUAAAAUCCAAUAUUUUAUUAAUAAAUAAACGACUAAAAGUUUGUACUAUGUUCAGUGAUAAAUGAAAUUUAACAGUGCUGUUUUAAAAAUACGGUCUUUUGGGCCAUGCAGUGUAUUUUGCGGAUGAGAAUAUUCUGACCGUAAAGAUAUUUAUAAAAAUGGGAAAAUUAUUGAGUCUUUUAUCGCGUGACGAGUCGCAUUGCUGCUCGUCGCCUCGAUAUGAUAUAUUCUUGGAUUUCGAGAAUGCCGCGCCCACAAUGACCGAACGCGAUGUUUACGACGAUGUCCAAAGAGUCCUGUUAGAAUCCGAGAAGAUAUUAGAAGAGAUACAGUGUUAUAAAGGUGCCGGGAAAGAGAUAAGAGAAGCUAUAGCAGAUCCAUCGAGGAUAUCCCAGGAGCGUGCUUGGCGCGCUGUGAAACCCCUCGUAGAUAAACUACUGUGCUGCUACAACCACUCCCUUAAGCUUCAAAGGGUGGUGCCCCGAUUGCUGGGUUCCCUGGUGGGAGGUGCAAUGAGUCCCACGCAACACCUUGAACAACAGCAAGCUCUUGUCAAGCAGUUCGCGGAGAUACUCGAGUUCGUUUUGAAAUUCGACGAAUAUAAAAUGAAAACUCCGGCGAUACAGAACGACUUCAGCUACUACAGGCGAAGCGUUUCGAGAGGUGGCAUCAUCAAUUCGGACCUCCCGCCGGGCGAGGAGCCUCACAUAACCGCAGAGGUCGCCAACAGAAUGUCAUUGUUCUACGCUCAAGCCACUCCGAUGUUGAAGGUGUUGUCCGAAGCCACUAGUCAAUUCGUCAAUGAUAAUCAACAGGACUUGGAGAAUACAACUGAAACACUCAGCACGAUGGCAAAAGUGUGCUUGAGGAUGCUUGAGAAUCCGAAACUAGUCGCUCAAUUUAGUCGCGAGGAAACAUCGCUUCUAGUACUUCGUGUUAUGGUCGGUCUUAUAAUACUCUACGACUGGGUACACCCGUCCGGUGCCUUCUGCCGCUCCUCCUCCGUUGACGUGAAAGGCUGCGUCAAGUUCCUGCAACAGCAACCACCGACGAAGGCCGAACCACUCCUAAAUGCCCUCAGGUAUACCACGAAACAUCUGAACCACCCGUCUACUCCAAAGAACAUAAAGAGUUUGUUGGCGGCGUGAGGGCAGCACUCGAGCCUUGCAUGUUGCUGUGGGGAAUGACAACGACAAUAAAUAAAUACGCGGGAAGUUCUCAUUACAUAAUCAUAUGGUACGUAUAUACAAAUAAAAAGCGUUUGUUUUGCAUUGUUAUUGUAUUUAUACACCUAAUGUUUUUUGAUUACCGAAAAUAAAUGAAUGUCGUUAUACUGAACGAGCUCGUGAAGAAACAAUUUUUAAAUUGAUAUCCAUAAAUUAGCCCACAAACAAAAAGAAAUAGUUGAUCAUAGAUUAAUUGUAUAAUUUUUCGAUAGGAUAUAUAAAUAAUUUUUUUUAACGUAAAUUAUAUGUCUUUAUACUGUUUUUAUUUCACUCGUCUCGUGUUACAGAAAUGAAAUUCAUAAAAACGCAUUUUCAAAAUUAAAUUAUGAAUAUUUAAAAUUGUUGUUUUGCUCUCAGUACAUAUAUAAUCUGUUACAUCAAUUACGACUGUUUAUUAGUUUAUUUUUGCGUAAUUAAAAAACAAUGGUGUAGUGUUUAUGUAAUCUUUGUGUUGUGUUGGAUUUGCUCUUGUUCAAUAUUAUAUUUGUGUAACUUGAAAUAAAUUAAUUAAAAUUAUUAAGUUAAAAAAAUACUCCCUUGCUGAUCCAGUAUCAAUCACCAAAUGAUGCUAGAAAUAUUGAACACCAAUUCGAGGUUUACAUUAUGCAACUAAGUUCACCAUUUGAUCAGGUCUAUGGAAUGAUUCACAGAAAAUUUUCACUUCUGUGAUUUCUCACUCCAAUCUGUCACCUAUUAUGAGAAUGAGUAUAAAGAAUAAGUUAAAAUCCAAUACAGAUUUGUUAGCUUAUAGAAUCGUUUUUAAUACUGUUUUUUUUUGAAAUUUCAUUCAUUCCUCGAGUGCUAAAAUGUUAAAUCUAUGAAGGUCGUUAGAUUUAAGGCGACCUGAGUAAUGAAUUAAAUAAUUUUAUUAUAUUAUACAUUUAUUAUAUUGCUCAUGUUCUAAAUGUUUAAAAAAUUAUUAUAAAGCAAAGAAUUUACACGUAUUUUCAUAUACUAUACUACGUUAUAUUUAAUUUGUAUGGCUUUAAAAAAGCAAAUGAAACUGAGGAACUCUCCCCUUCACAGCCCCAUGUGCAAGGCUACCUUUAGAUAGUAUUUAUUACCAAUAGAUCGUUAGGCUUUAUAUCUUUGAGGAUAUCAAAUAUUUGCGUUGCUAUUAAAGAUAUUGUCAUCAUUAAUAAUUUCUAGUACCAUUCGAAAUUGUUUGAUACUAAUUGUUACUGGCAGAUGCACAAGUGUUGUAUUUGUAAAUUUAAUUAAUAAAUGAUGAAACUUCUGAGAACUACUUUUUUCAGAUAACAUGUAUCUCGUUUAAAAAAAAUUUGUAUCAUAUACAUAGUAUGAUGAACUAUCAUAUAGUAUCGGUAGCCUGGUAAUUUUGAUGGCUAUUCGAAAUAAAAAUUUGCAUAUUUGAUGCCUUCAAAGAUGUCCGUCUUAAACUCGUUUUUUUUUAAAUCUAGAUACAUCCUCUGAUUGUAUACUUUGAUCUAUUGAAUUGUAAACUAGGAAAAAAUUAAUAGAGGACUAUAAACUUACGAGGAAAUUGAUAAUAUUAAUUUCGCCUUUAUGGGUGACGUCAGAAACUAGUAUUAUAAGGAGGCUUAGAAGUUUAAAUAGUUAACAUAAGUGAGAAAGUAUUAUAUUACGAAGUUAUAUAUAUAUAUUAAUAAAAAUGCCUUGGAAUUUAAAUCAUCUGUUAUGAAUGUUAUAUAAAUCGAAUAAUAAUAUGUACUCUAAUUUUAUUUGUAUUUUAAUGUUGUUUUCGAGACAUGAAACGUAAUACCUAUUAACAUAGAUUAUAUAUAAUGAGGCUAGAAUGAACAAUCCAAUCGUAAUUUUCUUUAGCUAUUUAGUAUACUAGUUUUAAUUAUAUUAAAACAUAACACAUGAUUUUUUUCUUUUCUUGAAUGUAUGAUAUUCGUUGAGAAUUUAAAAGUGCAAACUAUUCAUAGCGAAUGCAAAGAAUAUUCCAUUCAUGGUCAAUGAUAAUACAAUAGUAAAAAAAAACUAUCAAAGACUGAUGUAAAAUAUUAAUUUAAAAAAAUUAUAAAACAAAAUUCACAAAUAUAUAAGAUCUUCAAGAUUGUACUCCGAUCAAAAUUACACUAAAUGACGGUCCACCUAUUUUUUAUCGUUCUCCAAUUUAAAGUAUCUAAAAGUUAUUAACGAACUUUAACAAAUAUUUCGUCGAUUAAAUAAAACCGUUGUACCUAUAUUAAAAAGAAACAAAUAUCUUGUUUUAUUCUACCGACUUGUUUCUGAAUUUAAGCUUUAUACAAAAUUAGAGAUUUAAAAAAAUAUAUAUUUUCUACACGGUUCACUCAGGUAGGUACUCCGUUAAAUAAUUAAAAAUAAUUAUUAAUAUUAUAUUAGAUAAAUAAUUAAUUACAUAAUAUACUCUCCCACAACUAUUGUUAUAUUUUAUAAGAAAUUGUAUUUGUUUUAUGUACCAACUAAUUUUCAUUAGUGAAAAACUGUUCUUGUAACUCAAAGUCAAAUGACUGAAAACUUUAAAAGUAGCAUUUAUAAAAUUUCAUUGUAUGACUAGAUUGUAUAAUAAGAAAAAAAUACUUAAUAAAUAAUAACGCUCAAAAUUACUUCUCCAUAAAAAGUUCUAAAGAGUACUAGACUGCCUGAUUUUAACAGAUUUUAAUAAAUAAAUGUAGUUAUUUCAAAUUCCAUUAAUAUAUGUAAUGAUUUUCAUUUUAACUUAAUAGCCUUUUAUUCUGUAGUUAAUAUCAAAUGUAACAUUAAAAAUGCAUUUCUAAAUAUUUAUCUACUUUAAUAUCGUUGUUUAUACUACAAUAUAUUAUUGUCACUGUAGCACAAGGUUUUUUUUGUGUAGCAUAGUAAAUUAGUAUCGUUAUGUAAAUUAGCAUAAUAUAAUAGAUACAUAUUUGCACUAUCAGCACAAUAUUUUAUUAGUUCUAUUAUACACACUGAAAUUUUUAUAGAAUUGUAAGUAAGAUUUUGCAGUAUGCGUGUUACAUUGACACUCCAAAUUGCAUUUACUUAGGAAUUGAUGAAGUUAAUUGAAGAAUAAGAAACAUUUAUGUAAGUCACUGCCCAGAAGCCAAAAAUUUUGUAUAAUCCUAUUUUUGUGAGUACUUCUUUUUGAUUUUCCUAUUAAACUCCAUGAUGAGUCUAAGAGUAUUCUGGGUUAAUGCAUGUCUUGAGUUUCGUUAGUAUAAGUACCCUAAUCAUGAAAAGUGCAUAUUAGGGCCGUUUUAGCAAUAUCUGCCCUAAAGAGUUUCAAAUUUCUACAUUUUCUGUUAGAAUAAUAUACAACUAUCACAUUUUUCAUUUUACUUUACCAUAAUAUAUACAUAACAUUAACAGAUAAGUAUUGUUGAAAAUUGUACUUCAUUAUAAAUUUUGUUAAUAAAUUAUGCAUGUUUGUAUGAUAACUAUUGUCUGUUUUCUUUAGUUAUCCUAUUUGUUGUAUAUAAAACACACCAAAGUUAUGUAAUUUAAUAAAAUUUAAUAGACACUUGUAUUAAA
Molecule: messenger RNA, 4741 nt
Organism: Bombyx mandarina (wild silkworm)
Lineage: Eukaryota; Metazoa; Arthropoda; Insecta; Lepidoptera; Bombycidae
Product: CYFIP-related Rac1 interactor B
Biological process (GO): regulation of actin filament polymerization
Molecular function (GO): small GTPase binding
Source: RefSeq, a predicted model, not a curated record